AUGUCUACCGAUACGACCAAGUAUAAGCUAAAUCACUCCAUGCUCCGGAUCAAGGAUCCUAAGGCAUCUGUCAAGUUCUAUGAAUUCCUUGGGAUGAUAGUUGUCAACAAGCUCGAGUUUCCCGACAACAAGUUCGAUCUGUACUUUCUGGCCUAUGAUUCGCCCAAAGCGGUGUCUCAUGGCAACCAUUGGACGGAUCGCGAGGGCAUAAUCGAACUCACGCACAACUACGGGACAGAGGACGACCCCAGCUACAAGGUCAACAACGGGAAUAGCGACCCGGGCAAGGGCUUCGGCCAUGUUGCGAUCUCUGUGGACAACAUACAGGCGGCUUGCCAAAGGCUUGAGAAUGAAGGAUACCAGUUCAAGAAGAAGCUGAGCGAUGGGAGGAUGCGGAGCAUUGCCUUUGCCCUCGAUCCAGAUGGGUACUGGGUAGAAAUCAUUUGCCAGAAGCCGGUCGAAGAGACCGAAAACGUUAAGGAGACGGACACUGGCACAUACCGCAUGAACCACACAAUGAUCCGAGUCAAGGACGCAGAAAAAUCGCUAGCCUUCUACAAAGACGUCAUGGGCAUGAAGCUCAAACGAGUCUCUGAGAACAAGGACAACGGCUUCAAUCUGUACUUCCUCGGAUACGGCCGGGACGCUCCAGAUAACUCUCCCAACGGCGUCAACCCUGUGGCAGAGGACGAAGGGUUGCUGGAGAUGACAUGGAAUUAUGGAACAGAGAAAGACCCAAACUUCAAGUAUCACGACGGCAAUUCCGAGCCACAAGGAUUCGGCCACAUCUGCGUGUCUGUGGACGAUUUGGAUGCGGCAUGCUCGAGGUUCGACGAGCAGAAGGUUCAGUGGAAGAAGCGGCUUACGGAUGGUCGGAUGAAGAAUGUUGCGUUUGUGCUAGACCCGGAUGGUUACUGGAUCGAGGUCAUCCAGAACGAAAAGUUCAAGCAGCGAAGCAACUGGUAG
Messenger RNA from Coniosporium apollinis CBS 100218, 966 nucleotides. RefSeq names its product lactoylglutathione lyase. Lineage: Eukaryota; Fungi; Ascomycota; Dothideomycetes. The record is from RefSeq and is a predicted model, not a curated record. Bases 1 to 966 code for a protein of 321 amino acids. The transcript is spliced from 4 exons. Gene Ontology annotation, molecular function: lactoylglutathione lyase activity; metal ion binding.